Molecule: messenger RNA, 2834 nt
Organism: Mangifera indica (mango)
Lineage: Eukaryota; Viridiplantae; Streptophyta; Magnoliopsida; Sapindales; Anacardiaceae
Product: calcium permeable stress-gated cation channel 1-like
Exons: 11
Coding region: 290-2626 (778 amino acids)
Cellular component (GO): plasma membrane
Molecular function (GO): calcium-activated cation channel activity
Source: RefSeq, a predicted model, not a curated record
UUCUUUCGAUUAUAAUAUUUGCAUUUGCUGGUUAAAGAUGGAGUAAAAUAUUUGAUAAGAAUAUCAAUAAUGUUUGAAGAAAACUUAGGUGGGAUGGACUGACAAGUAAGAAUGCUUGAGAGUGAGUGAGUGUUAUAGCUUUGUAGUUAUCGUGGAGGAUGGGUUCAAGAAUGUUCUUAGCAAGCCAAACACUCCCUAACUCUUCUUCUUCUUCUUCUUCGUUCAGAGGGUUUUAAGUUGUGUUAUCUCCUGCUUGUUUCUUCCAGGAAGCUUUUUCGAGAAGUAAAAAAUGGCAACGAUCGGAGAUAUAGGGGUUUCAGCUGCUCUGAAUAUUCUUAUAACCUUUAUUAUCUUCAUAGCAUUUGCAAUAUUAAGAAUUCAAUCCAUCAAUGAUAGAGUCUACUAUUCGAAAUGGUAUCUUAAAGGGUUAAGACAAAGUCCAAUGAGUACAGGAGCUUUUGUGCGGAAAUUUGUGAAUUUGGAUUUUGGAGCAUGGAUAAGGUUCUUGAAUUGGAUGCCUAUGGCAUACAAGAUGCCUGAACCUGAGCUUAUUGACCAUGCCGGAUUAGAUUCAGCUGUGUAUUUGCGGAUUUACUUUAUGGGGCUCAGGAUUUUUGUCCCUAUUGCAUUCCUUGCUUGUGCUGUUUUGGGGCCGGUCAAUUUUACAAACACCACAUUAGGCAGAGAUAACAAGCUAUCAAAAAUCACUUCAAGCGAAAUUGAUAAGCUUUCAACUUCAAAUAUCCCGCUUAAAUCAGAGAGAUUUUGGGCUCAUAUUGUGCUGGCUUAUGUCUUUACCUUUUGGACAUGCUAUGUGUUGAAGAGGGAGUAUGAAAAAGUUGCCGGUAUGCGGUUGCAUUUUCUUGCAUAUGAAAAUCAGCGGCCAGAUCAGUUUACAGUCCUUGUUAGGAAUGUUCCUCCAGACCCGGAUGAAACUGUUAGUGAGCUUGUGGAGCAUUUCUUUUUGGUGAAUCACUCAAAUGAAUACCUAACACAUGAGGUGGUAAUUAACGCUAACAAACUUGCCAGAUUGGUGCAAAAGAAGAAAAAGAUGCAGAAUUGGCUUGUCUACUACCAAAAUAAAUAUGCAAGAAAUUGUUCAAAGAGGCCGGUUAUGAAGACUGGUUUUCUUGGACUCUGGGGCAGAAAAGUGGAUGCAAUUGAACAUUACAUAUUUAAAAUUGAAAAAUUGUCAACAGAAAUAGUUGAGGAGAGAAAAAGGGUUAUUAAUGAUCCCAAGUCUAGAAUGCCAGCAGCAUUUGUUUCCUUUAAAACUAGAUGGGGAGCAGCAGUGUGUGCACAAACUCAACAAACCAGAAAUCCAACUAUAUGGUUGACAGAGUGGGCUCCUGAGCCACGUGAUGUCUACUGGAAAAACCUAUCAAUUCCAUAUGUUUCACUCAGAAUUAGGAGGCUGAUCACUGGCGUUGCAUUCUUGUUUCUUACCCUCUUUUUCAUGGUCCCUAUUGCCUUUGUACAAUCUCUUGCAAGCAUUGAGGGAAUAGAGAAAGCUGCACCAUUUCUGAAACCCACAAUUGAAAUUGAGUUUGUUAAAGCUGUCAUCCAAGGUUUUCUUCCUGGUAUUAUAUUGAAGAUUUUUCUCAUCUUCCUCCAGAUGAUAUUGAUGAUUAUGUCUAAAUAUGAAGGCUUUGUUUCUCUAUCGACUCUAGAAAGAAGAUCAGCAUCUAGAUAUUAUAUUUUCAAUCUUGUGAAUGUCUUCCUUGGGAGCGUAAUAACUGGAACUGCAUUUGAGCAGCUAAAUUCGUUUAUAAGGCAGUCGGCAAAUGAAAUUCCCAAGACAAUUGGAGUAGCUAUACCAAUUAAAGCAACUUUCUUCAUAACUUACAUAAUGGUCGAUGGAUGGGCUGGUAUAGCCUUAGAGAUUUUAAGGUUGCAGCCACUGAUAAUCUACCACUUGAAGAACUUCUUCUUGGUGAAGACCGAAGAGGAUAGGGAGAAGGCAAUGGAUCCUGGAAGUCUUUGUUUUAACACUGGAGAACCUCGCAUACAGUUGUAUUUUCUAAUAGGCCUUGUAUAUGCUACAGUGGCACCUCUUUUGCUUCCCUUCAUUAUAGUUUUCUUUGGGCUGGCCCAUAUUGUUUUUCGUCAUCAGAUAAUAAAUGUUUACAACCAAGUGUACGAGAGCGGUGCAGCAUUCUGGCCUGAUGUCCAUAAAAGAGUCAUAACUGCAUUGGUUAUAUCACAGUUGCUGCUCAUGGGAUUGCUGAGUACAAAGGAGGCUGCUCAGUCCACCCCAUUUCUCCUUGUUCUUCCUGUUCUUACGAUAUGGUUUCACAGGUUCUGCACAGGCCGUUACGAACCUGCAUUUGUUAAACAUCCAUUACAGGAAGCCUUGAUGAAAGAUACUCUGGAACGUGCCAGGGAACCGAACUUUAACUUGAAAAGUUUUCUUCAAAAUAAAUACAUCCAUCCAGCCCUGAAAAUCGUUCAUGAAGAAGAUGAUGACGACAUUGAAAUGCAGCAAGGAAACAUGGAAAGUGAAAAUGUUUUAGUCCCCGCAAAGCGCCAGAGCCACAGAAACACACCAUUGCCCAGCGACAUUAGUAGUGCAUCCUUGCCGUCUCCCUCUUUGCCCAAUACCGUUACUGAAAGCUUAGAGCCAUGAAUCAGUCCACAUCUAGCUAUUUGCAGGUCAAUCAGUGAAGGACAACAGUCUGAGAUUUUCUUCCUCUUUUAUAUAUGAUUUUUCUCAUGUUGGAUUUUUCACGUAAAUUUUGCAUUUUAGGUUAGAGUAUUUGUGCAUCUUGUGGAUUGUUUCUUCAUAGGGUUUCAAAAUAAAACAGUCUGAGACUGUUCAUUUCUUUGUUUCUCAA